Molecule: messenger RNA, 963 nt
Organism: Botrytis porri
Lineage: Eukaryota; Fungi; Ascomycota; Leotiomycetes; Helotiales; Sclerotiniaceae
Exons: 1
Coding region: 1-963 (320 amino acids)
Cellular component (GO): cytoplasm
Source: RefSeq, a predicted model, not a curated record
AUGACAAUUCCAAGCAAUGUCAUUCAGGAAAUCCUGAGUUUUGUUGUCCCUCGAGUUCAAGCUCAUCAUGAGAAAUGGCAGCAUCAGCAAACAGAAUUCAACCGCCCAUUUCUUCUUGCCUUAUCUGGCUUGCAAGGUAGUGGCAAGUCAACUUAUGCCAGUCAGCUUGCAUUAGCUUUGGAACACGAACACCAGUAUAGGGUGAUUGUAUGUUCCCUCGACGACUUUUAUCAUGAUCACGAGACUUUGGUCAAGAUCAAAAAUCAAAAUCGGGAUAACGGACUACUACAAGUACGAGGACAACCGGGCACACAUGAUGAAGAACUUGUGAGCCAGUUUUUUCAAUCACUCACUACUGGUAUCGUCAAGAUUCCGGCAUUUGAUAAAAGCAGAUUCCAGGGUGAAGGAGAUCGGGUUCCAGAAGAAGAUUGGAGAGUUUUCACUCCGAGUAAAGAUAAUGUACUGGAUAUUAUUAUCUUCGAAGGAUGGUGUGUCGGAUUCAAAUCAUUAGAAAGAGAUGAGCUCGAGCGAAAAUGGGAAAGUGCGCGGAAAGAACCUCAGACGGCGAGGUUGGGUGAAGAUGCGACAUUCCCAAUAAACACAAUUCAAAAUCAUCCCCUCAGUCAUCUCAAGAUGAUCAAUGAUAAUCUUCGUCGGUAUAAUACGACGUUUAUGAAUCCAGCAAACUUCGACGCUUUGAUUCAUCUCGAUACGGAAGAGCUGGUCAAUGUUUAUAGGUGGAGAAUAGAGCAGGAGCACAAUAUGUGGAAAGUAAAAGGUGCGGGUAUGACUGAUGCAAGUGUUGUGCAGUUUGUUCAGGGUUAUAUGCCUGCUUAUGAAUUGUAUUUGCAGGAGUUGCAGAGAAAGCCAUUUGUUCCACGAAAAAGUGAGAUGGCCUCAAGUACACAGUUACGUCUUGUUUUACAUAGAGAUAGAAGUGUUCUGAAAUAUGAAGAAUUCUGA